Messenger RNA from Rubroshorea leprosula, 1633 nucleotides. NCBI's taxonomy places the organism in Eukaryota, Viridiplantae, Streptophyta, Magnoliopsida, Malvales, Dipterocarpaceae. The record is from the annotation of a GenBank genome assembly.
ACCAUCGUGUUUUAGUUGUAAGCAAAGAUGGAUGCCUGUUAUAGACUCUUCAGCAAUGACUAGUUUUGUAACUAACUAAAGUAUUAAGAGGUAGACUUGAGAAUACCAUGUGGCGGAGCAGGGGAACGGAAGCUACCGUCCCGAAUAAGCACCACGAGAGUUUGAGAAUGGGAGUUGUCGUUGCCGGAGAAGAGUUGCGAGAUUGGAGGUGCCGUCACCGGAUUUUUUUUUUAGAGAACAACAGUAUCUUAGAUCUAGGGAUUUGGAUUUUAGGGAAGAGGGGUUUCGGCAGAAGGUUAGUCUCUGCUUCGUAUUUUAUUUAAUAUUAUAAAAAUGCCAUCGAAAUUCCAGAAUGUCGAUUAAGAUUUGAGUGGAUCUCCAUUUUUCCCGAUUCCACUCUGAUCACAUCUAAUAUCUGCUCUGGGAUGAUGUUGCUUAGCCAAGUCAGACAUUGUUAUGCUCCAUAAGGCAUCCUCUUUGAAGCUUUUUCCAUUCUUCAUUAAAGAGUUAAAUUGGCAAUCUCUUUGGGAGUCUGAUCUAGCUAUUCCGAGGAUGCCUUUUGUAGAAGCAUUUCUCUGAUGAUAAUCUUGGGAUUGGUUGCUCCUGACUAGCGUUUUAUGUUUUUAUUCCUUGUGUUCUUUAUCCUUUUUGCUUAGUCAUGAUUCAUCAUAUUCACUAAGGCUUAUUUCAGAGAAUAUUUAUUACUGUGGCAUGGUUGCAACUUGCAAACUUGCAGAUUUUGUGAUGCCUAAGCCUUCUUUCUCUUCAUCACGAGGAUGAAAUUAAUGAAAAGUAAAAAGAAGUAACUCACUCUCUUAGGACUACAUUUUUGUGAAAAUGGUCCUUACUGAGAUGUGAAUUUUAUUUAGAUUGAUAGUCACUUAAUUCUUUUGUUUUCAGUUGUCAUCAAUUAUGGUUAAUUUUCUUGUGGAGGGUAACAAGCUAAUACAGAGUUGUAAAGAAGGUGUGAUUUUUAGAACUUUGAAGCUCCUCUUUUGGGGAUUUCCGUUACAGGGUUAGUUUUUUGUUUUCCAUUUUCUCGUCUUUUAUCAUUUCUUACUGAUAUUAGAGAUUCAUUAAGAACAACAUUAGCAAUCAACUAUCUUGAGCAAUAUUUUUUGUGAUAGUGACUUUGUACAGUUUUGUUGUGAAAGGGGGUAGGGGGAUGUUUCUCAUUCUUCCUGACAAACAAGCAUAUAAGGGUUUGAUGUGAAAUUGUUAAGGGUGUGUAGUGGAAUUCUGUCGGUAAUUUUCUUUAUUGAUUUUGUUAACGCUGAGCAAAUGAUUCAAUUCUUAUGGCUUCAUUUAUGCUGUGGUUCAAUUUACUCUUGGCAGAUGAUAGCUCUUGGUAGUGGCUAUAUUGGAGAUCUUUCUAAAAGAUGCAGCAAGAAAAGCCUCUGGAAAGGAAAUCAGGUUGGAGACUGGGUGACUCGUUUAUCUCUUCAAGGGCAAUGUCCUUCAUAUUAGGCACGUAGGCCUCCUAAUAUUUUGUUUUCUUUGCUAAUUCGGAAUGGUAGUGUACUUGAUGGAAAUUAUACUUAAAUACUGUAUAUAAUUUCCAAUUUCUCAAAAAAAAAAAAAAAAGCCCAACAACAUAGGCAUGAUAUUCUAAUAUUAAAUUAUGAUAUUGACC